UGCCAAUAAAAGGCUCUAGCAAUGACCGGGCGCGCCUAUGAACCAUGAAGUUGUUACUGGUGCUGCUCGCGUUCGUGCCACUCCUGUGCGCCGAAGAUGGCCUCACGGAGGCGGUCACCGGCAGCACCACCACAUCCAUUGCGAAGAUUGAGACGACCCAUGAGACGACCACGAUGGAAAGUACGACAGAGACGACGACUGAGACCACUACUACAGAACUGACUACAGAGUUGACGACAGAGUCAACAACCGAGACGACACCCUUCGGGCACACUGACGUGCCGGAGGUGACCACGCUGGACUUGGAUGAUUUCAUCGACGGUUUCGUGAAGGACUUGUCCAAACGAGUCGGACCGGCCGUGUCUGUCAUCCUCUCGGACGAAAACAUCACCGAAGAAUGCUCCGGCGCUCUGCUCAAGGUGAUGCUUGGACUAAGAAGCAAGUCCCCGUGGGCACUGCUGAUGGUGGACUCGAACGGCCGGCCUGCUCCUGGUACCUUGAACGGAGCGACAGGAUCGUACGGAGACUACGAGGAAUGCCUGGGCGUGCACCAUCGGCCUUCGAACGGAGAUGCAGCCAUUUACGGCCAGUACUGCUCACUCUUCAUGACUCUCCCACUGGGCUUCGCUCGUAAGUCGGCGCAGAGGAUGCAAAAGGAUGGCUACUUCUUGGGACGACGAGCGCCAGAUUUUUUCUCCUCCGACGAACGAAGUUACUUCAAGGGUCAAAGGUUGGGCAUAUGCUUGCCACAACUAUGCACAGUGGCAGACGUACGGCGCAUGGUAGGCCUUACACUUGACCCCUACGGCUUUAAGUACCACAUCUCCGGUUGCGAUUCUGUGCUGAACGAAGACAGGUACUGGAACGGUGUACGAAUUGGCAUGGUGUCUCUCAUAGCGGUACUCCUAUUCUUGAUGCUCUUGGCCACCGGGCUCGACAUCUUCCUGAAGAAGGACAGCCGCGCUCGCAAUCCAGAUUCACCAUGGAAAUACCUCAUGGCCUUUGCUGUGACAAUCAACACAAGAAAGCUUCUGAACUGCGACUUUAAAGAGGGCUCGGACAACCAGAUCUUGGCCAGUUUUGCCGGCAUCAAGGUGUUCAGCACAACGUGGGUCAUUCUCGGACACACCUACUUCAUCGUAGACAUCAGCGCUCUCCGCAGCUACUUCAAGGUUAUCGACGCCACAGAAGAGCCAUUCUUCACAAUAAUCGGAAAUGCCUUCCCGAGUAUCGCAACAUUCUUCUUCAUCGGUGGAUUCCUGUUGUCCUUCAAUGUUCUCAAGAGAAUGAGGAAUCUCAAAGGGCAUUACCUCAUCGUCCUGUGGAUCAUGCUGGUUCGUCGUUAUAUUCGGCUGACGCUACCCGUGAUGUUCAUGGUGGGUUUUGGCUUCGUGCUGAGCAUGCUCGUACGGGGACCGGCCUUUUACGAGUUCCUGGGACAUAACGACGAGCGAUGCUACGAGAGCUGGUGGAUGGUGCUGCUGCACAUCAAUAACUGGCAGUCCUUCCUCAACAUGUGCAGUCCGUUUUACUGGUACAUCAGCGUUGACUGGCAACUCUACAUGGUGUUCUGUGCAGUGCCCCUCAUCAUGAUCAGGAGGGAGAAGCUUGGCGUGUUCCUGCUGCUGGGCAGUACGGUAGCCACGGCCGCUUACGUCAUCUUCCAGACGUACACGCUUGACUACCAGCCACUGCCGCUGCUGCUUUCCGACCCGAACCAAGAGCGACCUUCAAACACGGUUGACUACGUGUACAUCAAACCGUUCACUCACGCCGGGUCCUACUGCACCGGAAUCUUGUUCGGCUACCUCACUCUCAAGUACGAGCACGUCAAGAUUAGCAAGGUCGUCCAAUACGCGCUGUGGUGUGUAUCCACUGCUGUGGCGCUGUGCGUGAUCAUGGUGCCCUACGAGUGGCAGAAGGGCAACUUCCCCAGCCAGCUGGAGGCUGGCCUGUACGCCGGCCUGCACCGCACCGCGUGGGCCGUGGCUGUCGGCUGGCUCAUCUUCGCCUGCGUCACAGGACGUGCAGGCGUCGUCAACAAGUUCCUAUCGUGGUCGUUCUUCGUGCCGCUCAGCAGGCUCUCGCUGGGCGCCUACCUGACCUCAGUGUUCAUACUCGCCAUCCGAGUAACGUACCGGCGAGAGAUCGCCGAGUAUCACCACUUUCCCAUGGUGAUGCUGUUUUUCGGCACGACAGUGCUCAGCUACAUGGCUGCUUACGUGCUCUUCCUGGUGAUUGAGUGUCCGGUCGGCCUCGUCGAGAAGUACAUUUUUAUGUCAAAGGCCGUUGUGGAGCGGCAUUCCGAGAACGCCGCUCACGCGAACGGCGCCUUCAACGGCUCUGUGGAGAAGAUGACGCCGGCAGAGAAGGAGAAGCGAUUUGUGGUCGAGCGCUUCUGAGGGUAGGAAUACGCUAGGAUUUGAGAAUACUGAGAAUACCAGAUGGCUUAUGACGGCGUUGAGAAUCGUACAAUUUUCAGUGCAGCCGUUUCGCGGAAAUGCGGAGCAAACGCUCGCGCCACGAAGGCACUUCCGUCGCCCCAUCUUAGCAAUGUGAGACGCUUAUCGAGGAGGCCUGCCAGUUAUUGCGGGUUAUAGAUCCUGCUUAUACUGGAUGAAAGGAAAGGCAAUUACACACGGCGCUGCGAAAAGAAAGUAACUCGUUAUCUUUGGAGUUGAAAAGUAUGCAGCUGAACGUUUUUUUAUUCAUAGUUGAACGCUUUAUUUAUGUUUGAUUUUGCAGCUCCAGCUUCUUUAUUCAGCUCUAAAAAUAACUUUGUUAACCCGUGCCGUGUUUUGUUGCAUCUUGUAGCGCCCUCCUUUAACGCUACAUUUCGCUCUUGUUUAAAUUUUCGGAAUCCCUACCUCUGUGAAAUAGGCGAUAGAAACGCUCAAUUAGACCACACGACACAAAACAUCAAUGAGAAGGGGGAUUGUAUUGCAAUAGGCAUUUUGCUUCAGUGUUUGUUGCUUGAGGCAAGUGCACUCAGAACAUAAAACAAGAGAGCGAACGAAACCCCUUAAGAGUUCACGCUUGGCGUUUGUAGGGACAUCUCGAUUCGCGAGGGUGUGCCCCAUUUCCGAUCGGCAUAUUCGCAAGAUUCACGCUUAGACUCCUGCAAAAGCAGAUACAUAAGAAGUGGCUUACAGAGGCGCAAUGCGUUCCGAUGCUCUUGAAAUGGGUUCGUGUAGAAGCAAAGAGGUUGUCUAUUCGAUGCAUCGCACAUUUAGUGCCAGCUGAUCAUUGUGGAAGUUUUUGUCCUUUUUUCACGGCUUUAUUCAGGGGCUCAGUGCGCGUUUCCUACAGCCUCGCUGAAGCACAUAUAGGGCGAGUCGCGAUGUCGGAGACUUUGUACUCGAGUGGGGCCUACACUGUAAAUCGUUGCUACCUGUCUACCUCGGUCACACGCUGAGGCCCCUUGACGUGACAGAUGGAUUUUAUUGCGCAUGCGCCACAGGUUGUUGGAAGUAUGUUUUCUCAACGCCCCCUUCAAGCGACCGGGCACCUAGCCAGAAAGAUGCCUUCUUUGUCUCCAUGAAGACAGUAAUACUUGUGAUUAUUCUAGUUAAAAGCCAUCAAUAAAUCAAGCACAUCAUCGGCAUCAUCACGAACGACGCAACGCAAGCACCUUCAUUUUAAAUAUAUAGGAUAUAUUCACUAAAUAAAUACUUUAUCAUCCUCGUU
Rhipicephalus sanguineus (brown dog tick) is the source of this 3687-nucleotide messenger RNA. Its product is annotated as nose resistant to fluoxetine protein 6. The transcript has 15 exons. NCBI's taxonomy places the organism in Eukaryota, Metazoa, Arthropoda, Arachnida, Ixodida, Ixodidae. Bases 45 to 2402 code for a protein of 785 amino acids. The record is from RefSeq and is a predicted model, not a curated record. Gene Ontology annotation, molecular function: acyltransferase activity, transferring groups other than amino-acyl groups.